UGCCGGAAAUCAACGGAAGAAGAAGAUAUGAACGGAAGUUUAACAGAAUACAAAAACAAUCUAGCUUGUCCUCUUGCUUGCUUCAUUAACAAAGUAGGGAAUGUAUUUUGCCCGUGUGAUUACUUUGUGCGUGUGCGCAGGGCUUUUUAAUUGUUCUUGUUAAAAUACGAUCAUUAAGUUAUCUAACUUUCUUGCUAACGUGUCUGUCGACUUGGGUUGAGAUGUGCACCCAAACGAAAGCGGCUGCCCGCAUGGUCAACAUUCCGCAGGCAGACAUCGAUCCCUCCGGUGUAUUUAAAUACGUUCUCAUCAGAGUCCACAGCAAAGAGAAAGGAGAUGACACGGAAGUAGAUAUUGUUCGUGGAUACGGCUGGGCUGAGUUCCACGCGGAUAUCUACGAUAAGGUUUCCGAGGAGCUGGAAAGAGAUGGACUCCUAGACUGCGAGUGCGUCGGAGGGGGAAGAAUACAACAUGAUGACCAAGCUAAGAAAAUCCGUGUUUACGGCUAUUCUAUGGGGUUUGGGAGAGCUAACCACGCAAUCGCCACUGAGAAACUAAAGGUUCGCUAUCCAGACUAUGAGGUGACCUGGGAUAAUGAAGGAUACUAAAAUGAAUUGCAACCAAUAGGAUUGACAUUCUUCGACUGAGUUACAUGUUAACACCAUCAUCUUAGGACAUUUCAAUUAUUAGCUUUUUGGCGGCACAAUUACAUCCCACGACUACUUCUCCACUGUAUGUCACCAUUAAUAAAAAUGAAGUCAUUUCUCUCAGGUGGUACAUUGCUUAAGUUGUGAGCACCUCACAUUUCAGAAAUUAGAGUUUAGAAAUCCAGGCAUUGGCCUGUGUGGGUCUUGCAUGUUAAACCUGUGCCUGUUUUGCCAGGCUACUGUGGUUUCCACCCACAUUGUAUUAGAAUUAAAUUCUUCAGUUAACCAAUCAUGUAAAUUCUCCUUGAAUGUAAAUGUGAGCGCCAGUGGUUGUUUGUCGAUGUGUACCAUGUGAUUACAAUGGCAACCACUCAAGGCUGCACCCUGCUUAUUUCAACACAGCCUUGACUUUACCAAGGUUUAAAUUUGAAAAUAGACCUCUACCUAUUGUAUUGGACAUUUGAGUACAUGUUGAUUAAAAUGGACACGUCAUGUAAAAUAUGUUUCUUAUUGUUGAAUCUGUACUGAAAGUAGUACCGUUCUGAUUUUACAAAUACUGUACACAGUACACCAUCAUCUGGGUUAUAAGACAAGUAAAAGAGGAAGUUCAGAAUUUUUUAACAUUUGGCAUAAUUUUCGAGUUAGCGGGGGUUUAAUUAGUCGGUGGAGUUUGUUUCAACAAAUUCCGUGUAGUUUGUUAGUUGCUAGUUGCAAGGCUCUGGAGUGGCUAAGCUAGUGCGAGUCAGUGGUGCUUGCUAACAUGCCAAUAAAAAAACAAUAUACUGUAUGCACGCAUGAAAAUCGCCGAUGACCCAUGCAAUCAAUAGCGUUGUGUUGGCUGCUUUCCAGAUAAAGUUAUUUAAACGUACCAUGGCAUGUGAAUUAAUUGUAGUAUUAACAGCAACAUUUGUAAUCCAGCAGCUCUGCAGGGAACAUGCCAUCUUUGCAAGCAGAGUGGGUUGAUAUCACAUUGUUUUUUUUUCACCGCUGAUUUCUUUUGGUUGGAAUGAAAGGGACUCCCCAUCCCACAAAUCAAUCCCCCUGACGCAUUAUACUGUUUACUCUUUGACCACAACAUGGCUUUGUUUGAACAGUUACGUUGGUAAAUAUAGUUUUUUUUAUUGGCGUGCUAGCAAGCACCAUUGACUCGCGCUAGCUUAGCCACGCCGGAGCCCU
Corythoichthys intestinalis (scribbled pipefish) is the source of this 1823-nucleotide messenger RNA. It is a transcript of the gene phpt1, whose product is annotated as phosphohistidine phosphatase 1. The transcript is spliced from 3 exons. The coding region runs from base 222 to 608 and encodes 128 amino acids. Gene Ontology annotation, cellular component: cytosol. Gene Ontology annotation, biological process: peptidyl-histidine dephosphorylation. Lineage: Eukaryota; Metazoa; Chordata; Actinopteri; Syngnathiformes; Syngnathidae. The record is from RefSeq and is a predicted model, not a curated record. Gene Ontology annotation, molecular function: protein histidine phosphatase activity.